AAAGCAUCAUGGCAGCGCUCGCACGCAGAGAGUUUAUUAUCCGCCUGUCGGGGACGGGAAAGAGCAGUUUCCUGCAGCAUGGUGCUGUCGGUCUCAGAUGGAGUCAUCAGAGGUUAUUUUCAAAAGGUUUUCCUGGACUACAGGCCUGUAUACGACCCCUUCCUCUUCUUUUAGCUACAGGUGGGGGUUAUGUAGGAUAUGAUCAAUAUGGGCGAUACAAAGAUCGGCAGCUGGAGAAGCUUGGCAUUGAAGUGCCACCACGGAUUGCCAGUGAAAUUCAGGUUACAAUCUACAAGUCCAUACCCACAAGACUUCUCUCCAGAGCCUGGGGUCGCUUGAACCAGGUGGACCUGCCAACUUGGUUACGGAAACCUAUCUUCAGAUUGUAUAUAUGGACGUUUGGAGUCAACAUGAAGGAAGCGGCCAUAGAGGAUCUACAGCACUACAGAAACCUGGGCGAGUUUUUUAGGCGAAAACUCAAACCUCAGGUCCGGCCAGUGUGUGACUCGCACUGCGUGAUCAGUCCAGCUGAUGGCAAGAUCCUUCAUUUUGGCCGUGUGAAGAACUGUGAGGUCGAGCAGGUGAAGGGAGUGACCUACUCACUGGAGACGUUCCUCGGGCCACGCAACUGGACCGAGAAUUUAUCUGCUAACAGAAAUGAGGAUGAUCCUGGCACGUACCAGGAUGCCCUGGUCACUAAAGAGGGGAAUGAGUUGUUUCACUGCGUAGUUUAUCUGGCUCCAGGUGACUACCACUGCUUCCACUCGCCUACAGACUGGAGGGUGGCACACAGACGCCACUUCCCAGGUUCUCUGAUGUCAGUGAACCCAGGAGUUGCGCGUUGGAUCAAGGAACUUUUCUGCCAUAAUGAGCGGGUGGUCUUGAGUGGGGAGUGGACGCACGGUUUCUUUUCACUCACGGCUGUAGGAGCAACAAAUGUGUAUUAUUGA
Sinocyclocheilus rhinocerous is the source of this 950-nucleotide messenger RNA. Its product is annotated as phosphatidylserine decarboxylase proenzyme, mitochondrial-like. Gene Ontology annotation, biological process: phosphatidylethanolamine biosynthetic process. Gene Ontology annotation, molecular function: phosphatidylserine decarboxylase activity. NCBI's taxonomy places the organism in Eukaryota, Metazoa, Chordata, Actinopteri, Cypriniformes, Cyprinidae. The coding region runs from base 9 to 950 and encodes 313 amino acids. The record is from RefSeq and is a predicted model, not a curated record. Gene Ontology annotation, cellular component: mitochondrion. The transcript is spliced from 7 exons.